This is a messenger RNA of Lates calcarifer (barramundi perch), 2270 nucleotides long. Its product is annotated as mitochondrial intermembrane space import and assembly protein 40-B. The transcript has 3 exons. Gene Ontology annotation, cellular component: mitochondrial intermembrane space. Lineage: Eukaryota; Metazoa; Chordata; Actinopteri; Centropomidae. Gene Ontology annotation, molecular function: protein-disulfide reductase activity. Bases 215 to 676 code for a protein of 153 amino acids. Gene Ontology annotation, biological process: protein import into mitochondrial intermembrane space. The record is from RefSeq and is a predicted model, not a curated record.
ACGGGAGUGUCUGCGCUACCGGAAAGAGAAAAGAAGAAGAGGAAGCUGUCUCCAUGCUCCAUCAAGGAUAGUUGUGAAACAGUGUAGCUGAUGCUGCUGUGCUAAAACCUCAGAUAUUUUCAGUUGUGUGUCUUUAGGAGUGUUUGUCAUCGGUAUUUAACCAGCUGGCGCAGUAAAUCAAAAAGAGGAGUUUAACCUGUCCCAGCGUGAAGAAAUGAGCUCGGUCAGAGAGGAAGGUAAAGACCGAAUUAUCUUUGUUACCAAAGAGGAUCAUGCAGCACCCAGCAGUGCUGAACUUGUAGAGGAAGAUCCCAAUGACCCAUAUGAGGAGCGAGGUCUGAUUCUUCCCAGUGGGGAGAUCAACUGGAACUGCCCCUGUCUGGGUGGGAUGGCCAGUGGUCCCUGUGGGACUGAAUUUAAGGAUGCCUUCUCCUGUUUCCACUACAGCAAAGAGGAGGUGAAGGGCUCUGACUGCCUGGAGCAGUUCAGGGCCAUGCAGGAGUGCAUGCAGCGUUACCCAGAGCUCUACCCACAGGAAGAUGAGAAGUCGUCUGAAACAGACCAGACCUCACAAGAUUCUGCAUCUGCAGAAACACCAGGUGCAAACUCAGCAUCUACCACGGAACAAGACUCUAAUACCACACAACCAAACACAGAGAGCUCAGUAGAAAGCUAAUAAUGAACUUUAGUGGCAACAAAGGAACAAGAGUUUAAAGUCCAACUGAAAUUGGUUACUCAUCACCCUUUUCAAACAAAAAUAAUAUCAAAAGGUUUUUUUAAUUGUGAAGAAGACAAAGUAAAAAAACACUUGCACUGUAGCUUAAAAGCAGUCUAUGUUUUAUUAGGCUUUUUAGGUUGCUGCAGUUGAUCAGCUUUUUAGCUUCAGUGGUAAGAAAAGGAAGUGAACUCUUUGGAAUUAUCUCCAUGUAUUUAUAAAUUAAUCCUAAACUAUGAUCAGAUCUUCAUUGAAGUUACAGUUAUAAUCAAACACAGUCUGUCUUAACUAAUAACACACAAAUCAUUGUAUUGGUCCUUAAUAAAUACAUAAAAGAUAAUCAUUGUAUGUGUGUUAUUAGCUUAAGCACAUUGUAUUUGUCUGUACUUGUGAUUUUGAGAUGAAGAUCAGAUCACACCAGUCGACGUAAAGAACCUGGUAAUUCCAAAGGGUUCACAUCUUUUUUCUUAACUCACUGUAUCCUGGAACCUGACAUUAGCCGUGCACUUCCUUCGUUAGCUAAGGACAGUGCAGGACAAGACAUGUUAGUAAAGAUAAGAGAGUUCGGUAAGACGGAGACACUAUUGUGGGUUCUUCAAGAUAAGAUAAGAUAAAAUAAUCCUUUAUUAGUCCCACAAAUUUACAUUUUCAAAGUCCGUGGCUACUUCUUAAUGCAAGUAUGGUUUUAAAAUGAAGCAAUUUGAGUGGCUGAGUCAUCCAUCUACAUAGAGGGAGAAUGGAUUGAUUUAUGCAAAGAAAGGGGGCGUCAUCAUGAAACCAGAAAAUAUAAAGAGUCAAUUCUUUUCUCAAAGGACUAAACACAGGACAGGUGCUUUAUACUGUAGCAGGCAAAAAACAAUAGGUUGAAUUUCAGUCGGACUUUAAACAUUCUAUUAAUGACUAAGAUGUGCUUAGCCUUUUUAAAAACGUAUAUAAUGUGGUCAAUAAAAAAUGACAGCCUCGAGUGUCAAAAUUGAAGUUGUUCUGUCAAAACAAGAUUAAAGAAUCUUUAAUUCAAUCAAGAGCUUAGAGGACCAAGCUUAUCACACACACUGAGGUUAAUAAUAUAUAUUUUUACAUCAUUUGUGAUCAUUUGUUAAGAUUAACAGUUCUACUUGCACAUGCUGUUAUUUACCAUGAAAAGUAUAAAAUGAUAACAGUAGAAAUUACAGUAAAAACACUUUUUAUACAUUUUUCAUUUUCAUUCUUUCAUAUUAGCGCUAUUUUCUUAUGAUGUUAAAUAUAUAGAAUUUUACAUGUACAGUAUGUUUUAAAGUAAUGUCAGUAAUGUUGCUGAUAAAGUUGCUAAAUUCACAGAGGAGGGAAGAAUGUACUGGAGAAGACGUAACUUUCAGGUGUUGAAUUGAGGGUAGUCUGUUUCCACAGCUGUCCUCUCUCCUGUGGGACACCCUCCGCUGCUAAUUUGCAACGAGACUUAAAACCUUUUACCUCAGCUGAACUCAACUGAACCAUUUGUGUGUGACGUAGGACUGACUGAAGUGACUUGAAUUGAAAUACUGUUGAAAGUUUUAUAAUAAAUUAUAUUAUACCUCUA